This is a messenger RNA of Paraglomus brasilianum, 2844 nucleotides long. Lineage: Eukaryota; Fungi; Glomeromycota; Glomeromycetes; Paraglomerales; Paraglomeraceae. The record is from the annotation of a GenBank genome assembly.
AUGACAGACCUAGCACGAAACCAGCUUACAACAGGAAUAAUACCUUCUCAAGCAGCUGAUAUUUUACCUUAUGGAGUGUUUGAUGGAAGUCACAUUCCAAACUGCUCAGAAGGUGACCAGCAUACAUAUCCAGAAGAGAGUGGGAAAUAUGAUUUAGAUACCGUGUCUGUAUUUGUUGCCAAGUUAUAUCAACUUCUCGACGGCGAUGAGUAUAAAGAGUAUCUCACUUGGAAUGACAGCGGAGACGUAUUUGUGAUAUGCAACAUGGAUGAAUUCGCAGCAAACGUGUUACCAAAGUUUUUCAAGCAUUGCAAAUUUACUUCUUUUGUGAGGCAAUUGAAUAUCUAUGGUUUCUAUCGCGUAUCUGACGCCCGAAAAUCAAAACAUGUACGCUCAAAGCACGCUUGCGUCUUUUCCCAUCCCCAGUUUCGUCGUGGUCGACAGGACCUGCUUCCUCAUAUCCGUCGCCGAGUCUCAAAACCUACACGCCGGCGCCCACCGCGAACCAACGAAACAGAUACGUCUUUCGGAGUUACAACAGGACCCAAAAGCAGCGCAAGCAAGGAGAGUAGUAUGACGUGUUCCUUUAAUAGUGAGAAUGGAAAAGAUAAAGAGCGAGCAGGAGAAGAAGGACAGAUGAGGGAAAGGAUAAAGGACUUGCAGGAAGUUACGGAAAACUUGAGGAAAGAUUUGAAACAAAUGAACAGUAUUGUUUCGGAUAAGUUAUUGCCAGAGGUGAAGAAUCUUGCCGAUGGUUUACAUAGGCAUCAGCAGCAUUUGGUGGCCUUGACGCAGUUGGUGACUGGGAAUUUUCCCGAAGGUACCACAAUACUGCACGAGGCCUUGCGUAAUUUGAAACAUACCCAUCCAAUACCGUCACCAACCCUUCACGAUACACGGGCUAAGCGCCUACGCCUAGACACCACAAUGGCCACCACUCCGACAAUCAAGUCCGAGUCACCUCUGCAAACAAACCUCUCGACUGCAGCUUUAUCCCCACCAAUCCCUUACUCUAUUUACACGUCCAUGCCAGAAAGCUAUAAAAACGACGACCUGCAGAAUCAAAACCACAAUGAUCACAAUCUAAUGUCCAGCAAUUCACCGUCGCUCGGAAACACUGGGAUGGAAAACGCGGGUGCACCAAUGACAAUGGAGUCGCACGCAUACAACCAGAUGAUUAGCGAAUAUCCGCAAUUAUCACCGCAACAAACCAACGCCGGUGCUCACCCAACCUUGGGUUAUAGCGAUUCCUGGGGAUCAACCACGACAACGGUAAUGCUUUCAGAUACUUAUGCGAUGUUCCCACCUCAAUCCAGCCACUCUCCUGUUCUCUAUUCACCAUCCCAACCAACUCCCGCUACGGCCGCAUCAACAAGCCAGACCACACAUUCUUCAACUUCGCCAUCUCUCCAAUCUAACCAUAUACAGCCGCAUCGAUCGCCUGUUCCGUCCAAUUCUUCACCGCAGCUAUCGUCUCAGUCGGUACACCAACAACAACCCUCGCCAACACCUACGAUAGCGUUGUCGCCAACAGGGUUUGUAGAUGCUUCACCUCGCAACGAACACUUGUUGAGUGCUCAGGGGAAGCGAGGAAGCAUAAGUGGACAUGCGUCACCCGGGCAUGAAGAUUUACAUGUUGGGGCGCCGUCGCCUGCAUCGCCCGUCUCAUCACCUCCGGAAGACUCUUCCGGUUACCCUCGGGAUUUACAGGUCAGGGCAAUAUGUAUCUUUCGAAAGGCCAUUACGUCAUCACACUCGGAAGCUCCUCGGGAUUUCAGGAAAGAUUCGAUGGUGGAAACUCGCUCACGCAAGCGCACACCAUCUUUGGUAAAUACGGAACCUGUUCGGUCAAAGCGCAUAAAGAAACGCAGCGCAACCCAAAUAGUAGCCAGGGCAAAGUCUGAUGCAAUAUCAGUCAACCUCCAGACCCAGGAGGUUCUGAACAAGGCAAAAAAAAGCAGUGCAGGAGCGUUUGCUGAGCCACAGCCAUCAUAUGAACAAUUGCACCAGAAUUUGGUAAAAUUGUCGUCAAAUAAACGUGCAGCUAUAUCAACGAAAUAUUUUCGAGUAGAAGAAUAUGAAGACGACGAUGUUUUAAUGGGAAUUACUGUGCCUGCUGUGCGUUCUAUAUCAAAAGACAUGGGAUUCUUUGAUUACCCUCUUCUUAAGCAGCUUAUCCUAUCUAAAUAUCACGAAGAAAGAUUACUAGCAUUAGUUGACAUUGUAAAUAGAUACAAGAUCAUGCAAAGUGUUGGGAACGAUGACGAGAAAGAGAGCAUCUUCCAUUUCUACGUUAACGACAUGCGGAAUGGUGUUAAUAACUGGGAUCUCGUGGAUACUUCCGCUAAACAGAUUGUUGGAGCGUAUCUGCAUGAAAAGCCUGAACUGAAGCAGCAUUGGUUGUACGACAAUUUUGCCAAGUCUGAUAGGUUAUGGGAUCGGAGAAUUGCCAUGGUUGCUACUCAUUACUUCAUCGCCGAACGCCAAUUUGAUGACACAUUGAGAUUGGCCGAGACGUUUCUUAGCGAUCCAGAAGACUUGUUGCAUAAGGCUACUGGAUGGAUGCUGAGAGAGAUAGGCAAGCAGGAUAAGAAGGUGCUCGUGAAAUUUUUAGAUAAUCAUGCAGCAAAGAUGCCCCGUGUAAUGCUUAGAUAUAGUAUCGAGAAGUUCUCUCCAACGGAGCGCGUUUGUGAGUAUCUUAUAUCGUCGGUAUACAAGACAAUUGCGCUUGCAUCUAUAACAUUUGUUACAGAUGAUAAUGAAGGUCGCAUUCUACAAUCAAGCGUUUUAUCUACUCAAUUAUCGUCUUCUUCAAAGGUGUAUGAUGAUGAUGAUGACUCCUAG